AUGGCUCGAGCGGAAAUAGGUACAGCGAAGUACCAAUCCAAGAAGCUCAAGAUGGCGGGACUCCAGAAACUUAAAUUUUAUUGCCAGCUUUGUGAAAAACAGUGUAGAGAUGCUAAUGGAUUCAAGAAUCAUAUUGCCUCUCCAAGUCAUCAGAGGAAAAUUCAAUCUCUCAAUGAUGAAGGACAAGGUAAAACAGUUGUAGAAAACUACUCAGAGCAGUUUGAGAAAGACUUCAUGAGGUUGUUGAGGAUAAAUCAUGGUACAAAGAAGAUCAAUGCUAACAAAUUCUACCAAGAAUACAUAUUGAAUGAUAGAGAUCACGUCCAUAUGAACUCUACGAAGUGGUCCAGCCUCACCUCUUUCAUCAAAUAUUUGGGACAAAGAGGUUUGGUACGUGUGGAACAGGGAGGUUCCGGAAACGAAGACGAGUUUAACCUUGAAAUACGUUUGGUAGACCAAUCUAUCGAGAUUCAACAGAACCAAAAGGAGAAGCUUAAGGCUGAAAACAAACGUUCAGAUGAACAGUUAACCAAUAAGUUCCUCGAAGAACAAAUAAGAAGAGGGAAAGAGUCUGCCAAAUUAAACGAAGAGAGCCAACCUGAAGAUGUGCAAGUACCGGUUACAGUUCAAUCGGGUCCUAUUAAGGUAUCUUUAAAAUCAACAGGCAUAACAAAGAAAUUACAAAGACCUUCUAAAUCAAUUUUUGGUGACGCUGCAUCAGAUGACGAAGUUGAAGCUGACAAGAAGCCAGAGCCGAAAGAAACUAAAGGUAAGAUAAAAUUCGGUUCUAUUAAGAAACACUAA
Messenger RNA from Scheffersomyces stipitis CBS 6054, 804 nucleotides. RefSeq lists its product as uncharacterized. The transcript has a single exon. The coding region runs from base 1 to 804 and encodes 267 amino acids. NCBI's taxonomy places the organism in Eukaryota, Fungi, Ascomycota, Pichiomycetes, Serinales, Debaryomycetaceae. Gene Ontology annotation, molecular function: double-stranded DNA binding; zinc ion binding. The record is from RefSeq and is a predicted model, not a curated record. Gene Ontology annotation, cellular component: nucleus. Gene Ontology annotation, biological process: DNA replication; DNA damage response.